GUUCGUGUCGUCACCGCGUCCCCUGAGUUCUUCCGUGUUGCCUCAGACAAAUCAUUGAGGGCCGACAUCUUGUCAUCUUCUGGAGCAGACGCCCGCCAUGCGCGGCACUCCAAUGGGAGAAUUGCCCUCAACCUUUAACCAUCGCCAAGAUUGAAUCUCUGUUCGUUUCAUCAUCGCAUUGCCGCAUCGACCUUCGCAUCGGGGCCAGACCACGCUUCUGUCCCUGUCCCGAAUCUCUGCCUCUCACAGAAGGAUCAUGUGGAGGACUAGCUACGGUAUAGACACCGCUGCCGAAGAUGCCCGAUAUGGUCCUGGAUCAAGAUAUAGUCGUCCCCAGUCCCGCCGAUGACUCGGCUACCCCCGAACCCGCACUAGAAGCCGAAGCCGAGACUCCCACUCCGCCACCUCCACUCCCCCCACGGCCCCGCCUGCCUGGCGCGCCGCCUGCCGAUGGCGCCGCCAGCAAGAUGCAGGCCAGGCCGACCACGGCGGUCUCGUCGGUCGACAUCCAGACCAUGUCGUUCCCCGACGGCUCCCGCGGCACCUUCUCCUCCUCGAGCCCCUCGGCCCAGCUCGCUAGCGGGUACGCCACUCCGAUGGUUCCCGACGAUUCGGCCAGCGUCAUGACUUUUGCGCCGACUCUCAAGGCCCCUGGCGACCUAGAGAGUCUUAUAAACCGGGAGAUGAGUGCAAAGAGCCGCGCCUGGCAGCUCCUGAGAGCCCAGUCCGCCAGCCGCCCCCCCUUCGAGGUCGCGGCCGCCGGGCUUGGUCCCCAGGACGAGCUGGCCGGCUUCGCGCGCGAGUUUGACGGGUUGUACGACGCCGCGUCCUCCGGGGCGCAGGAUGAGGAGGCGCUGCUUAAGUUGUGGAAGGCCAAGCUAAAACACUACAUGAUCCUGUCGUCGGCCGGCAAGCCCAUCUGGAGCCGCCACGGCGAUCCGAGCCUGAUCAACUCGUAUAUCGGCGUAGUCCAGACCAUUAUAUCUUUCUACGAGGGCGCCAAAGACCCAUUGCAGGGAUUUACAGCUGGAGGCACCCGCUUCAUUAUCGCCACCGAGGGUCCGUUGUAUUUUGUGGCCAUCAGCCGCCUCGGCGAGAGCGACUCGCAGCUGCGCGGCCAGCUCGAUGCCCUCUACAUGCAGAUACUGUCUACCCUGACGCUGCCCAGCUUGACCAACAUUUUCGUCCACCGGCCGUCGUCUGACCUGAGUAAGCCGCUCCAGGGAACCGAGUCCCUGCUCUCGGCCCUGGCCGACAGCUUCACCAGGGGCUCGUCUUCGGCACUGCUCGGCGCCCUGGAGUGUCUGAAGCUCAGGAAGUCUCAGCGCCACGCAAUCAACAAUGCCUUCCUUAAACAGCGGUCUGAGAAGCUGCUGUACGGCCUUAUCGUCGCCGGCGGCAAGCUCGUGAGCGUCAUUCGUCCUCGCCGGCACUCUUUGCACCCCAGCGACCUAGAGCUGAUAUUCAAUAUGCUCUUCGCAUCGGACAGCAUCAAAGCUGGCGGCGGCGAGAAUUGGAUCCCUCUGUGCCUGCCUGCCUUCAACAACAGUGGCUAUCUUUACAUGUACGUGAGCUUUUUUGAUAAGCCAAGCGCAGAUUCGUCCGAGGACCCUGCAGCGGUCCCUCCACCUGCCAGACCAGCGGCGUCCCUUGCCCCUGAGGACGAGAUUGCCAUCAUCCUCAUCAGCCCUGACAGGGAGAGCUUCUUCGAGCUCAAGGAGAUGCGCGACAAGGUGGCUCAGAAUCUGAGAAAGAACGGGGGGUUGUCUCUCAUCAGAGCUGCCGCCGCCGCUGGCCGGCCGCGGGUGAGCGAGGUGGCCCCGGGCAGCCAGAUCGCGCACUUCCUGUACAAAUCGCGGGCCAAUGUGCAGUUCGUCUCCUCGUCGCUCGACGAGGCCGCCUUCGCCGACGUUGUGGCGCGCCGCCGGCUAUCGACGCACUACCACCGGCUGCACGCAUCGGCGCAUGCGCGCCACUCGCACCUCCGCGUUCUGCACUGCUCCGGCGAGGACUCGACGAGCCUCGCCUGGGUCACCCCCAUGUUUGAGUUCUACUGCGUUGCCGGACCCAACUCGUCCCGCGCCGCUAUGAGCCAGGGGGCCAACCGGAUCGUCCAGUGGGCCAGGCGCGAGGAGGAGCGUCUCUUCAUCGUUGGUGGCGGAGUCUUUUGAUUAUCGGCAGUUGCGCGCUUCCAUUUCAGCACGGCCCAACUGGCCCCUUCGGGUGGGCUAUACUAAUGAUGCGUGGUGCGCUCGUUGGUAUACAAAAAAAUAGUAGACAACAGCAGGGCUUCAGUAAAUCUCAGCCCAUGUGAAUCCACCAGCACUCAGGAAAGACAGGGCGCCGCUUGGUGCCAUUCUCGUCCACCAGGGUCACUUCCGACCUCCCGAGUGUUGGAAGGCCCACGUGUUCCUUGGCCUGGUACAACUGCCAGUCGGUCAUGGUCAACUUCCCUCCCGACAACGGGUAGGGCGCCGGGUACCGACCCUGCGAGCCCUGUGUCUCCCCGGCUGGCCCCUCUCCAUACCACCUCGCUCUCCGCCCGCCCUUCUCGCCCUCGCCACCGCUGCCGGGAGCCUUGCGUCGCGCGCCACACUUUCUUCGUAUAAAGUCCACCGCACGCGGCACCAUCGAGAGCACCUUACCCUUCUUCGUCGCGCCAAACCUCCCAACCCCAGCGCAAUCCCCAAAACCCACGUCCGAUCUCGUCGCCCGGGUCCCGCGGACCACCCAGAAGUCCUGUGAGACCUGACCGGCGGUCUCGCCCGGCGCGUCUGUGCUUUUCACAACCGCAGGGGCGGCGGCGGCGGGCCAGCCGCGGCCGAGCCCGUCGCUUUUCUCCCUCUUCUUCUUCUUCGUUCCCUUCUCGCGUGGGCUUCCGCCGCGCCCGAAUAGCGAGGGCGUCGUCAGCGCGGCCAUGGCCGGCCUGGGCCCCUCGCUCGCGUCCCGCCGCAGAGUCACCCAGUGCAGGUCCCCGUUGCCCAGCAGCGGCAUCUCGCUGCCCAGGGUGCCGGGCAUGCGGGGGUGCGAGGGGCGCGUCGUCGAGAACAUGGCGCUGGUUUUCUGGUUGGGUUUCGACUAGGUCGUCAGCUUGGAGGGGUGGGACUCCGGACAAGAACGGUUGGGACACGGCGGGCGAGGGCCUGUGUGGGAGCGAGGGGGCUCUCUCUGUCGGCGAUUUUGCCGCAACGCCACGGCCGAUGUUCUUCGGAUGAGCGGAAGUGCGGUCGCGGAUCUAUCCCGACUGAUCGAGCCUCCCUCAGUCCGUCCCACCUUGUGUCCAUCUUCCAAGGAAGGCUCACUCGAUGAGAACGCUCUCCGCGUAGCUAUAAGAUGCGUUAGUUAUAGCGCUAGCGCUAGGUCACCCACUUCUUUUCGUUAUUUAAGACCACAUCGCAUUCGAUACGCGGGCAUUAUAUACCUUCUCCUGCCGCCACUCUCCAGCCUCCGAUGGCUUCUCGCCCCGAUACCGUUUUGGGAAAUGUUGGUCGUGGCGGCUUGUUGUGCGAACUCAGAUGGUCGCAAAGAAAGUAACUCUUGUGGCACUUCUUUCUUAGCCGCCACGGACUGGUCCCAUAGCAUGACCAACUGCUGGCCAUGGCAGACAGAUGUCAUCGAAGGAGUGGCGUUCUAAUAUAACCGUAUGUGCAUUUCUUCGCGUAUUAUCUUUGGGUAUUAGACUAGCAGAGUAUACUAGACCACCUCGCCGCCGGUAUUGAAUAGUCCCUCCUGUCUCCUGCGUCUCCAUU
Molecule: messenger RNA, 3749 nt
Organism: Gaeumannomyces tritici R3-111a-1
Lineage: Eukaryota; Fungi; Ascomycota; Sordariomycetes; Magnaporthales; Magnaporthaceae
Product: vacuolar fusion protein mon-1
Exons: 1
Coding region: 297-2171 (624 amino acids)
Biological process (GO): vesicle-mediated transport; protein targeting to vacuole
Cellular component (GO): Mon1-Ccz1 complex; fungal-type vacuole membrane
Source: RefSeq, a predicted model, not a curated record